UUCGUAAAUAAACUUAAAACUUCCUGGAAAAUAAAUUAGUUUCUUUGCUAGGUGGAUUGAUACAUAGUUAUUAGACCUAUCGGUGCUUCGAAGAACAUUUUUAAUAUAAAACAUGGAUGAAGAUGAAUUGGUUUUGCCACCUAUUUAUAACUUCACUCCAUUAAGGGCUCUUAGGGUAGCUUCACGAUGGAAACUGUCGCGUUUUUUAGAUCUUGAAGGAGUACUUGUCGUGGUAAAUAAUGACGGUAUUGCUUCUGAAGUUCUGAAUAACUAUACCGGACUGGCGGAGCUUGCCGGGUUUAACUACCAAGAUAUAAUGAACAUGGAACGACAGAGGAGCCCAACCACUGAGUUACUGGAUCUGUGGACAGGCCAAAAUGGGACCGUAGGGAAACUCUGGAUGUAUCUCUAUAUGAUGGACCGUUAUGAUGUUCUAUCUGACUGCCGACGGCCGAUUGUUCUUGACUGUUGCAAAUAUGAAGAACAACAACAAUUGAAGGCAGAUGCAGAGUGGUACAACAUUGAACAAGAUCCGACAGUUACAACAUCUGAGAUGAGAGUAAAUGAAGAAAAAUAUGCCACAAAACAGGACGUUGAGAGUGGAAAGACAACCUUCUAUGAUGCUUUCAUAUGCUACACAGCAGAGGAUGAAAAUGAUCGCCAAUUCCUGUACAAAAUGAUCAAUGAACUUGAGGUUGAACGUGGUCUUAAACUAUUUGUACCGGGAAGGGAUGAUCUGCCGGGUUCUGCUGAGUACACCAUCACAGCGUAUCUCAUCGAAAAAAGAUGUACACGAGUGGUGAUAUUGGUGUCAAGGAAGUUUUUGCAGAGUGCAGCUUGUGACUUCCAAGUCAAAUUUGCUUUUGCCCUUGCUCCAGGUGCGAGAAGUAAGAAGUUGAUUCCUGUUAUCCGCGAGAAAAACACACCGUUGCCGAGAAUUCUUCGGUUCUUGGCCGUAUGUGAUUUCACCAAGUCCGACAUGGUUGAAUGGGUCUGGGAUCGACUCUUCACGGCAAUCAUUGCACCAGUUGGACCGACAACCUAUUUCGAGGAGGAAGAUCCAUCAAAUCCUUUCGAUAUGAGUGAUGAAAGUCUGAAAGAUAUCAAAUUUCCCGCCCAUCGUCGUCUUGAUGAGCACGAAGACAGCUCAGACCAUAUGCACGUACAAUCCAGGCCCGGAAGUAGGCCGAUCGGUGUAUGUGCUGGUACCCGGCCGAGAGAACCAAUGGAAUACAACGUGUCGUCAAUGCCCUUGGGUCAACCGACAUCCAACAUGCAACCACAAUUUCAAUCAUCUGUUAAACGUAGUUCAGUUCCACCGGAAACGAAAGGAAGGUCAUCUCAGAGGGGAGCAACCGGAAGUGUGAAACAAUCAAAAGUUGCUCCUGCGAAAAGGCCAGACAAAUUUAAAAAUAAAAAACAAGUACCUUGUCAGCGGCAACAACCUUCUACGGACAACAAGACAAUUUCCUCUUCAGUAUCCACAGAACAUUUCGUGUAAUAGAAAUAAGAUGGGAUCUGUUUAUUUAUAGAUUCUAACUGCACUGACAAAAUUUCUUUUCUGUAUAUAUCACCUGUAUCUUUUGAUCGUUUCAGAUGACCGCUCUGUCUGCCCGUCUGUACAGCAUUUAGUUUCUAAUAAAGAAAAUGGGCAAAUACUAGGACCUGCAGUUGUCAAACAUCAUAGAAUGGUUUUGCCUUUGGUCAUAAGUUAAAUCCUUCAUGGUUCCAAGGUCUGUCUGUCGAAGGCAUAUAUAUAUAAUCUCCGUUGUAUAAAAGUGAAAUUAGAAUUAAAUAGAGAAACCAGACAACUUGCCUUAUUCAAACAUUCCUGUUGCAACAGUACCAGUGCAGUACUAUACUGAACUUAUACAGAAAAGUUUCCGUUUUGAAACCGUUAUAUAGGGUGUUUUACAUUCCCGUCCAGUUUCAUCGAUCUUCGGGAUGUGUUAAAUAAAGAAGAAAGUUUGUGUUCGUCUUGCUUUUGUAGAAUACAAGUAAUGUAAAAGAUUUUGUACUUUAUUAGAAUUGCAUUCUAGAAUAUUGUUGCUAAAUACUGUCGAAUUGUAUAUUUAGUUCUAAAUAACAUGAACAUUGAGAAUGCGGUUUACAUGUGGUUUAUUAUCAUAUACCUUACACAUUCUGUACAAGAUAUGACUAGAAUUUUACAAACAGAUACGGAGUGAGAGAUCAAAAUCCGUAUUACACUAUGUAUAGAGCAAUAUAUUCUUAUCUAUUCAAUAUCAUGCCUGUGUCUGAUCUGUCUAAUAGAAAUAUUCAUGAUGUGCUAAAUGUUUCAGUCAUUUUUUAUUCGAUAAAACAGGAAAAAUAGUUAUACGUAAAAGAAUAUAUAAUAACAGCAGUUUAAUCUCGGAUGUCUAUGGCACUGAUACAUUUCACAAGGCUGGAACACAUUCGAUGCUAUGUCAAGUCAAAAUUAUGCUACUGUUGAAAGAAACCUUAGUAUAGACCCUGUGUACAUAUAAAUAUAUAAACAGAUUAAAAAGUAUAUACAGAUGUUCCUAC
Molecule: messenger RNA, 2526 nt
Organism: Mercenaria mercenaria
Lineage: Eukaryota; Metazoa; Mollusca; Bivalvia; Venerida; Veneridae
Product: myeloid differentiation primary response protein MyD88-like
Exons: 6
Coding region: 113-1501 (462 amino acids)
Biological process (GO): defense response to Gram-positive bacterium; innate immune response; positive regulation of canonical NF-kappaB signal transduction
Cellular component (GO): plasma membrane
Molecular function (GO): Toll-like receptor binding; TIR domain binding
Source: RefSeq, a predicted model, not a curated record